CAGUACAACAACAAAUAUAUUGAAAACAUCUUCCUUCUUGGCCCCUUUUGCUUUAUUUAGUUAAUUUACCACAGUGCAUUUGUUUGAUCUAUCUUUGUCACCAUCUCUCUGCCAAUGUCAGCAAGUGAAGUGAAAUCCCCCAUCAUCGUCCCAAGAGUUUCAACUGACCCUGACAUGCAUUGCCGCUUCUGCACCUUCCAGCCACUGUCCCGUGAGGAGGCUCUAGAGGAGCGCUUCCUACUAGACUCCAUUGCUUGGCCUGAAACUCCACCUUUAACAGCUCCUGUUUCCCUGGAGCAGACCAGUGAUCCAGCUCACAGCACCUUCACCAUUCUCCCAACGAGGGGAAGAGGACAGUGGCACGUAGGGGAUCAGCUGGAGGUUAUCAUACAAAUUUCUGACUUCCAGGGCCGUCCCAAGAAGUCUGGGGGGGACUUCUUACUCGCCCGGCUGCACAACAGGAAGCUUGGUGCAGGUGUGGCUGGGCAAGUAGUGGAUCAUCUUAAUGGGAGCUACUCUGCUGUAUUCUCUUUACUCUGGGAAGGAGACGCGCAGGUUGAGGUGACGCUGGUUCAUCCUAGUGAGGCCGUCACAGUGUUGCGCAGGCUCACCAACGAACAGCCUGACAGGAUUUACUUCAAGAGCCUCUUCCGCUCAGGCUCACGCUCUGUAACUACCAUCUGUAACGUCUGCCUACGUCCAACCCAGCAGCCGCUGUGCAACUUCACUGACGUCCGUACAGGCGAGCCUUGGUUCUGUUACAAGCCAAAGAAGUUGAGCUGUGAUGCCAGGGUCAACCACGUCAGGGGAGGAUACAAACAAACCAUCAAGGCCAAGGAGGAGAAGCUCUUUCAAAGUGGUGUCAACAUGAAAGUCUCCAUUCGGGUUUCAGGACCUGCCAGUGUCACCGUGUUGCAAAAAAAGGAAGCUCAACCAAAGGUGCAGAGCACCAGUGUGACAUCUGGUCCUUCUGGUUAUUACUACCAGGAUGUGUGGCAAGCAUUAAGUGGAACCACAGUUCGCCAAUUCAACACCGCUGCCAUGAUUCAGUGUCUGAAAGGCAAGGUGGUCCACCUGCAUGGAGACUCCACUAUCAGGCAGUGGUUUGAAUCCCUCAACGCAGCUCUACCAGAUCUGAAGGAGUUUGACCUGCACAGCCAGAGGCAAAUUGGACCUUUCAUGGCCUUGGACUAUGUAAACAACAUCUUGGUGACGUUCUGCUGCCAUGGCCCUCCUAUCUGCUUUUCCAAGGUCCCAACCAGCGAGCUUCGUUACAUUGCCAAUGAACUAAAUGGCUUAACCGGAGGUACCAACACUGUUGUAGUUUUUGGCAUCUGGUCUCACUUCAGCACUUUCCCCGUGGAGAUCUAUAUCCGGAGGCUGCAGAGCAUCCGCAGGGCGGUGGUGCGGCUGCUGGACAGGGCUCCAGGAACGCUGGUCGUCAUCCGCACCGCAAACCCAAAAGCUUUGACACUUUACGAGACAAUAACCAACAGCGACUGGUUUUCGCUGCAGCGUGAAAAGGUGCUCAGAGCCGUGUUCAAAGGACUGAAUGUUCAUCUGAUCGACGCCUGGGAGAUGGUUCUGGCCCACCACCUGCCGCACAACCUCCACCCAGAACCUCCCAUUAUUAAGAAUAUGAUUGACGUUCUCUUGUCCUACAUAUGUCCUCAAAAGGGUGGCUAGAAUAUGUUUUGUUGGGGGGAAGAAGUGAGGAUUAAAGCACACGUUGAGUUUA
This is a messenger RNA of Sebastes umbrosus (honeycomb rockfish), 1738 nucleotides long. RefSeq names its product NXPE family member 3-like. The coding region runs from base 115 to 1686 and encodes 523 amino acids. The record is from RefSeq and is a predicted model, not a curated record. The transcript is spliced from 5 exons. Lineage: Eukaryota; Metazoa; Chordata; Actinopteri; Perciformes; Sebastidae.